AUGGCCGACCUCGUGGACAGCACGGCCAAGCUCCAGCUCGACGAGGAGACGGGCGAGAUGGUGUCCAAGGGCGAGCUCAAGAAGCGCCUGAAGAAGCGCGAGAAGGCGGCCGCGACCGCCAAGGCGAAGGAGGCCAAGGCGGCGGCCGCCGCCAGCAACCCGGUGGCGCCCAACCCCAAGCCGGCGGCGGCGCCCAAGGCCGACGAGCCGAGCAUCGACCCGCAGCAAAUGUUCAAGGUUGGCUUCCUGGAUGAGGUGUUCAAGAUCCGGCCGAUGAAGCCCGUGCGCACGCGGUUCCCGCCGGAGCCCAACGGCUUCCUGCACAUUGGGCACGCCAAGGCGAUCGCCGUCAACUUUGGCUUCGCCAAGUACCACGGCGGGUCGUGCAACCUGCGGUACGACGACACGAACCCGGAGUCGGAGGAGCAGGUGUACUUUGACGCGAUCCUGGACAUGAUUACGUGGCUGGGCUUCCAGCCGCGCACGAUCACGUACUCGUCGGACAACUUUGACCGGCUGUACGCACACGCCGAGCAGCUGAUUGAAUGCGGGCGGGCGUACGUGUGCCAGUGCACGGACGCGGAGAUCAAGGACCAGCGCGGCGGCGGCGAGGGCCGGCCGCGGUACCGGUGCAAGCACGCGGAGCAGACGGUCGAGCACAACCUGACAGAGUUCCGGGCGAUGCGCGACGGCAAGUACAAGCCCCAGGAGGCGUUUUUGCGGAUGAAGCAGGACAUUGCGGACGGCAACCCGCAAAUGUGGGACUUGGCGGCGUACCGCGUGCUGGCGACGCCGCACUUCCGGACGGGCACCAAGUGGAAGAUUUACCCGACGUACGACUUUACGCACUGCCUGUGCGACUCGUACGAGGGCAUCACGCACUCGCUGUGCACGACCGAGUUUGUGCUGAGCCGCGUCAGCUACGAGUGGCUCAACCACACGCUGGGCGUCUACGAGCCCAUGCAGCGCGAGUACGGCCGCCUGUCCAUGACCGGCACCGUGCUCUCGAAGCGCAAGAUCUUGAAGCUGGUGGAGUCGGGCAUCGUGCGCGGCUGGAACGACCCGCGGCUGUACACGCUGAUUGGCAUCAAGCGGCGCGGCGUGCCGCCCGGCGCCAUCCUCGAGUUUGUCAACGAGCUCGGCGUCACCACCACCAACUCGGUGAUUGACAUUAAGCGCUUCGAGCAGGCCGUGCGCAAGUACCUGGAGCGCACCGUGCCGCGGCUGAUGCUAGUGCUAGAUCCUGUGCCCGUGGUCAUUGAGGGCGUCGAGGGCGGCGAGGGCGGCGACGAGGCGGAUGCCGAUGCCGAUGCGGCCAACCUCGGCGGUCUCGACGGCAAGGCCCUGUCGAUCCCCUUCAACCCCAAAGACCCCAAGGUCGGCGUCCACGACGUCGCCUUCUCGCGCACCAUCUACAUUGACCGCGCCGACUUCCGCGAAGACGCCGACCCCUCCUUCUUCCGGCUGGCGCCCGGCAAGUCCGUCGGCCUGCUCCAGGUGCCCUACCCCAUCCGCGCGACGUCGUACACCAAGGACGAGACGACGGGCCGCGUCACCGAGAUCCGCGCCGUGCUCGACCGGUCGGCGGGGACGAAGAAGCAGAAGACGUACAUCCAGUGGGUGCCCCCCGUCGACAAGGGCUCGCGCCGCGCCGAGGUCCGCGUCUACAACCCACUCUUCAAGUCCGACAACCCCAACGACGCCGAGGGCGGCUACCUGGCCGACAUCAACCCGGACAGCGAGAUCGUCUACCCGGACGCGCUCAUUGAGUCGGGCUUCGACGAGGUGCGGCGGCGGGCGCCGUGGCCCGAGGCGGCCGGCGAGAGCGAGCUGGGCAAGGGCGGGCCCGAGAGCGUGCGGUUCCAGGGCAUUCGGGUGGCGUACUUUGCCGAGGACUCGGACUCGACGGACGAGAAGAUUGUGCUGAACCGGAUUGUGGCCCUCAAGGAGGAUUUGGGGAAGAAGUAG
Molecule: messenger RNA, 1968 nt
Organism: Sporothrix brasiliensis 5110
Lineage: Eukaryota; Fungi; Ascomycota; Sordariomycetes; Ophiostomatales; Ophiostomataceae
Product: glutaminyl-tRNA synthetase
Exons: 1
Coding region: 1-1968 (655 amino acids)
Biological process (GO): glutaminyl-tRNA aminoacylation; translation
Cellular component (GO): cytoplasm; cytosol
Molecular function (GO): ATP binding; glutamine-tRNA ligase activity
Source: RefSeq, a predicted model, not a curated record